Molecule: messenger RNA, 5348 nt
Organism: Rhopalosiphum padi (bird cherry-oat aphid)
Lineage: Eukaryota; Metazoa; Arthropoda; Insecta; Hemiptera; Aphididae
Gene: HDAC4
Product: histone deacetylase 4
Exons: 25
Coding region: 448-3633 (1061 amino acids)
Biological process (GO): negative regulation of transcription by RNA polymerase II; chromatin organization
Cellular component (GO): histone deacetylase complex
Molecular function (GO): histone deacetylase activity
Source: RefSeq, a predicted model, not a curated record
GUCCAUUAUAUUUUACUCGAGACAAUUUAUAUUAUGUCGUGUUCGUGUGAUUUGAGACAAAACGAUACGAUUCCGUGAGCCGAGAUCAGAGUACCCGGAUUUUUCUUUUUCGCGAUUUCAUUGCCUCCCAAAAUUUCCCUGCGCAAAGGGAAUUUCCCUAUCGCAUACCGACACUGGAUUCCGUUCGUCGUGCGCACGUUCCAAGUCGGCGGAAAAUACAUUAUUAUUAUGUUGUCGCGUAGAUGAUAACAUGGACGGCACAGGGACAAUGGUAUCCUCAUCGGCAUUGCUGAUAAGUGCGCGCGCGUGAACUUUGCCGUGUGGACGAGGACGACAGUCAACAGCACCGCCAGCAGAAACAUGGGUCGCCCAAUACAAAUUCAUUGACAAUAUACCACAGAUGUGACGCUCAUUUUAUGAAGGCUGUAGCCAAUUUUUUUAUUGAAUAUGUCUGCUGAUCAUUCUGAAUCAAACAGUAAGAUAACAGACAACAUCAAGUCAAUUCGAAGUAUAGAAAUCAGUUCUGCGUUCACGCAACUAUCGCAAAAAACAGAAAUGACUCGUGAAUCAAUAGUGAGCAGUUACAAUACUGAAGAUGCGUUGGGGGACAAACCUUUGGAAUUAGUUCGACCUACUAAUCACGUCCACGAACACAACACAAUACAUCAUCAAAUAUUGGAGUUAAAAAAGCAACAACAACUUCAACAACAAUAUUUAUUGGAACAAUUCCAAGCUCAACAACAACAAUUAGCGGAGCAACAUGAACAACAACUCCGGCAACAUCUUAAAACAUGUGUUAUGCAGGAUUUAUGGGAAAAAAAACGGGAACUUGAAGAAAAAGAACAGCGUGAAAAAAAAGAAGAAGAAAAAUUGGAAACCAUAAAAAAAAAAGAAAAACAUGAACAAAGUGCUAUUGCGUCAUCCGAAGUUAAACAAAUUUUACAGGGGUUUCUGUUGAGUAAAAAACAUCGAGAAGCAGCAUCAAGCAGUUCUAUACAAUCCCAACAAUCAUACCCUAGUUGGGGAAUUUUACAAUCUCAGCAGUCGGAACCAAACGUAAUGCCUAGUAGUUUAAGUCCAUCGUCUAGUGGGUCAAAUAUUACACCAUAUAGAUUUGUCGGACGGUACGAAGAAGAUUUCCCCCUAAGAAAAACAGCGUCCGAACCGAAUUUGCUCAAAAUCAGAUUGAAACAGCGCAUGUUCGACCGACGUAACAAUCCAAUCGCACGGCCCAAAGAAAGAUCCGGCAGCAGAGUGUCUAAGCUCGCAAUAGAGACGUCGCCUUCGGGUAGCACCCCCGGUUCUGGACCUAAUUCACCUCCUAUACUCAUAUCAAAUUGUCGAAACUCGCCUUCAACUGGAGCCACUACUCCAAUAAAAGAAGAAGGAGAAAUUUCAUUUGGCCAUAUGUCUAAUAAUAAAUCAGACCAAAGCAGUAGUGUUGCUGAUAUAUCUGCAUUAUAUACAAGUCCUUCGAUGCCUAAUAUAUCACUAGGUCGACCACCAUCUAAUUCGGACGGAUCAAAAUUGUCAUCUGUUUCGGAAGCUGAAGUCCGUGCCGCAUUUACUGCAAGAUUAGGUGCACCGCUCACUGGUCAAAUGUUAUCAAGUACAUUGCCAUAUUAUCCUACGCUUCCAAUACUGGAUACAUCUCAAAGUUUCAUUCAAAAACAAAUGCGAAGUCUUGAAUCCAGACAAACUACUACUACUCCAACAUUUCAUCCUGCGCCUAUUACUGACACUCAAGUGGCACAUGCUAGAUUGAAUAAAGCUGGACACAGACCACUGGGUCGUACACAAUCAGCACCACUACCUCUAGGACAUCCAAUGUUGAAUAGCACUGUACCAGGUCAACAACUUAGUGUUCAUUAUGAAGAUUAUGAAUUACCACUUCAACAACUUAACUCACACUAUUUGAAACAACAAAUUCGUAAUACAGUUUUAACUCGAGCUGGAAGUAGAGCACAUUUGGCUAAUAACAGUAGUUUAAUAAAUGAAGACCAAGAAGAUAAUGCAAAGGUGAUUGAUUUGACUGGUGGUCCAAGAACAUCAACAGAUAAUGGUUUGAAAAAUAAAAGUCAGACAUUUUUACAACAACAGCGUGACCUAAUGAUGCGACAAACCUCUCAAUCCAAUGAUAUUUCACUUUUUGCAAAUCGAAAUACACAUGUUACUCUUCCUUUAGUUAGAACAUAUUCCAGUCCUUUAGAUGCAACCAUAAGUACAGGAGGCAUUAACUCUGACACAUCAACAUCAUCAUCAUCACCAUACCUUUCAUCUACUAGCCUUAAUUCUUCUGGCACUAAACUAUCAGGAAGUCCACACCGACCUACUACUGGACUAGCAUUUGAUAGUUUGAUGUUGAAACAUGCUUGCAAAUGUGGCAACAAUGCUAUACAUCCAGAACAUAGUGGACGGCUUCAAAGUGUUUGGGCUCGACUGAUUGAAACAGGAUUAGCUAGACGGUGUUAUAGAUUAAGACCACGCAAAGCUACAAUUGAAGAAUUACAAACAUGCCACACCGAACCACACACUCUUUUAUUUGGUACAAACCUUGCGAGUCGUCAAAAAAUGGAUAGUUCUAAAUUAGCUGAAUUGCCUGUGAAAGCAUUGGUACGAUUGCCUUGUGGUGGAUUAGGUGUGGAUUCUGAUACUACAUGGAAUGAAUUGCAUACAGCUCCAGCUGCUCGAAUGGCUGUUGGCUGUGUUAUUGAUUUGGCAUUUAAAGCUGCCUUGGGUGAUGUAAAAAAUGGUUUUGCUAUUGUUCGUCCACCUGGCCAUCACGCUGAAGCUAAUCAAGCUAUGGGAUUUUGUUUUUUUAAUUCAAUUGCUGUUGCUUGUCGUCUGUUACAACAAAGGCAAGCUGUACGACGUAUACUUGUUGUUGAUUGGGAUGUUCACCACGGUAACGGUACACAACAAAUUUUCUAUAAUGAUAGAAGUGUUUUAUAUCUAUCCAUUCAUCGGCAUGAUGAAGGUAACUUCUUUCCAGGAACCGGUGCACCUGGUGAGUGUGGAGCUGGCAGUGGUCUAGGAUACAAUGUGAAUAUAGCAUGGAGUGGUGGACUCCAACCUCCACUUGGUGAUGCUGAAUAUUUAGCAGCUUUUCGAACAGUUGUUAUGCCUAUUGCUCGAGAUUAUGCUCCAGAAAUCAUAUUGGUAUCAGCAGGUUUUGACGCAGCCUCAGGUCAUCCAGCUCCAUUGGGUGGAUAUAAUGUUACCCCUGCUUGUUUUGCUUACAUGACACAACAACUAAUGCAAAUUGCAGAUGGGAAGGUAAUUUUAUCAUUAGAAGGAGGAUAUGAUCUAACAGCUAUAUGUGACAGUGCAGAAGAAUGUGUACGUGCACUGCUUGAAGAUGAAGUAACACCAAUUGUGCAGUCUGAGCUUCAUCGCACCCCUUGUCAAAAUGCUAUAAAAACAUUGCAAAAGACCAUCGCAAUUCAGUUACCCCACUGGCCUGUAUUAAAAAAACUAGCACAUACAGUAUCAUGCAGUGCUGUGGAAGCUACCCUAUGUGAAGAAAAUGAAACAGUUAGUGCCAUGGCCUCGUUAUCAAUGACCAGACACAGAAUACAAAGUUCAGAUCCUAGUGAAGAGCCGAUGGAAGAAGACUGUGAGGAUGAUAAAUAGAUAACCUAACCAUGUGUGUAAUUCAUUUUGAGCUAAUUAAUUGCUCUUUCUAUUAUACUAUAUUGUUUCAUUGCCAAAUUUCACAUUGUGUGUAUAAUCUAUCCUUUCAACAACCAAAAAAAGAAGUCUCCUAUAUUGGGACUUUGAAAGUUGUAUUGUGUAUGUUACAUUAAAAAUAGAAGUAUACGAGUUUAAUUACUAUUUAGAUCCUUGAAUAAUUGGCGCAAUUAUUUGGUUAUCUAAUGAACAAUUUUUUUUUAAUAUUUUCAUUAUCCCUUCCCCAUAUGUAUAUGUAUAUUUAUAAUAUAUUUAUUUAUUUAAAUAAAACAUUCCAAAUAAUAAUUCUUAACAUAUAAAAUUAUUCCAAAAAUUAUGUUACCUGCGUCAUAACGUAAAGUAAAAUAUUGUGUAAAAUAUAUAUAUUUUUAGUUUGUUAUUGUUUUAAAUAUCUAUAUUAAUCUUAUUUUAUUAUUUAAACACAAAUUGGUAUAUAUAUAUAUUAAGUGUUGUGAUAACUGAUAAUUGUUAAUUUUUUUUUUUUGUUUGACCGGAUUUUAAUUCUGGACACAGAUUUGAACAUAACUAAUGUUUUGCCCUUUCUAUUUAUGUAAAUAAUAAAUAUUAAUGAAUAUUGUGUUGGAGUUAUAUGUUUACUAGUCGUUUAUAAUAUAUAUUCAUAUGAUUAUAGUUAUUGUUUAUCAAUUUAUCAUCAUUAUCAUUAUUAUUUUAUUAUUAUUACUUUCGUUAUAAUUAUUUAGUCUAUUUUAUAAACAAAAUUGGCUCGAGAUGUUUCAAUGUUUAAGAUUAAAAUUUUUGUUGAUAUUACAGAAUAUUUAUGGGAAUUAAUGUUUUAGUAUUUGUUAUAUAUAUAUAUAUAUAUAAUGUUUCUGUGAACGCCUUUCUCGUGGCCUGUUGAAAAUAGUAUUAUAAUAGUUUGAGAACCUUGUUUAAAUAUUUGAUGUAUAAUUCAUAUAGAUAUGUAAGUUUAUUAUGAGGAUAAAAAUUUAAAAUUGAUGUGAUAAUAUUUUGUUUUUACUUUAAACUUAGUAUAGAUUAAAUAUACCUAAAUGGGCAACAUGUUGUAUAAGAUUACUUUCUUGUUCCUUGUAUUGUUUAUUAUUUUAAUAGUAAACAUAGUAGAGUUAGUAUUCUUCUUCUAAAAAAAAAAAUGAAAUUUGGUUGAUUUGUAUUCAUAAAUUCAUUGUAUAGCCUUCAAUGUAUAAAGCUAAUGUUGCCGAUUUAGGUUUAAUUAAUCCAUAAUAUACAUAAUUAUUAUUAUAGAGCGAGUGCAAGAUGAAAAUUAAUUUUAAAAUCACAAAAAUAUUCAUUUAAUUUAUAAUUUUUUACAUAAUGAUUAAAAGAAUAUUAUGUCAAUUAAUAAAUGCUUUAUUUUAUUAAUACUAAAUAUUGAUGUAUAUUUUAAGAAUAAUAUUCUCGUUUAGCAGAUCACCUUGCAUUUUCUACAGUUGUGUGUAGUGGUUAUGAGUUUGUUUUAUAAUUAUAUAUACAGUGCUUAUUUUAAUUGUUAACUUUUGUUGUAUUCUUUCUUUUGUUACUGUUUAAGAAAAUGGUAUUGCAUUAUGUAAAAAUUCAUAUUUGUCCAAUUGAAGUAAAUGUUUAUUUUUUUUCUAAUGUAAUAAUUAUCCUGACUUUUAUGUUUUUCAUUUGGUUAUUCUUCGUGAAAUGGAUUAUAUGGCUAUUUAGUUUAAAUUGAA